This is a messenger RNA of Ramularia collo-cygni, 1563 nucleotides long. Its product is annotated as probable WD repeat-containing protein SNOG_03055. Gene Ontology annotation, cellular component: nucleus. Bases 1 to 1563 code for a protein of 520 amino acids. NCBI's taxonomy places the organism in Eukaryota, Fungi, Ascomycota, Dothideomycetes, Mycosphaerellales, Mycosphaerellaceae. Gene Ontology annotation, biological process: regulation of DNA damage checkpoint. The record is from RefSeq and is a predicted model, not a curated record. The transcript has a single exon. Gene Ontology annotation, molecular function: DNA binding; protein binding.
AUGGCGGUGAUGAGUGCAUAUGAGCGAGCACGGCAGGAAAAGAUAGCUCAGAACCAGAAGCUGUUGUCGGCAUUACAGUCGGACGCGGCCAAGAUUGGCAUCAGCAAGCCAAAGGCCAGCACUUCUGCAUCUUCCACCAAGAGAAAGCGAGCAGCAGCACCCAAGGUGAAGAAAGAGGAAGAUGUCGGACCUCGACGAACAUCAUCGCGAUUGAAGGGAAUCGUGGCCGACAGCGAAGUGGCGAGACAGCAUUCGGAAAAGGAAGCAGAAGCCUUUCAGGAAGCACAACGCGUCAAAAGACAGAGAGUUUCGGCCGACAUCAAGCUGGAGGAUGCCGUCGUCAAUGGGAAUAGUUGGGAUCGAAGCUGGUUGAACGGGGUGGGUCCUGCAAAUCCCGGAGUCAGGACAUUCGACGCCCAGGAUGUCAAGGAAACGAGCGACAAGGAGUUGAAGGAACUGCGGGAGAGAAUGAGCGGAUUGGAAUUGUGGCCGGGAGCAGAACCUAGCCGCAUCAAAAUCACGCCCGAGAGAAUUUACGCUCUGGGUUUCCAUCCAACAACAGACAAAGCGCUGGUUUUUGCAGGAGAUAAACUGGGUUCUCUAGGUCUCUUCGACGCCUCCCAAUCCACAUCCGUCAAGACAGAGGCCGACGAUGCAGACGAAGACGGCGACGAUGAAGAUGACUUCACUCCGGCAAUUUCCACCUUUAAAAUCCACACCCGCACCAUCUCCGCCUUCCAAUUCUCCCCGUCGGACCACAACGCCCUCUUCUCUGCCUCCUACGACUCCUCCAUCCGCAAACUCGACCUCCAAAAAGGAACAGCGGUCGAAGUGUACGCCCCGGAAGAUAAGAGUGAAGAUGCUCCCCUCUCAGGCGUCCAAAUCUCCCACGCAGACCCAAACACCCUUCACUUCACCACCCUCUCCGGCCUGUUCGGCAUCAAAGACAUGCGAACUCCCGCCCACGAAGUCGUGGAAUCCUUUCAACUUUCCGAGAAGAAGAUCGGCGGCUUCUCCCUUCAUCCCGCACACCCUCAUCUCCUAGCAACAGCAUCCCUAGACCGCACCUUGAAAAUCUGGGAUCUUCGAAAAGUCACCGGCAAAGGCGACAAUCGCAUGCCACUUUGCGUGGGAGAACAUACAUCCCGCCUCAGCGUCUCCCACGCUGCCUGGAACUCCGCCGGCCAAAUCGCCACAGCUUCCUACGACGAUACAAUCAAAAUACACGACUUCUCCUCUACCCUCUGCUCAGAUUGGAAACCCGGCAAAACUCUCACCGAAGAUGAAGUCUCCCCAAGCACAGUCAUCAAACAUAAUAACCAGACCGGCCGCUGGGUAACGAUUCUGCGCGCCCAGUGGCAAUUACGUCCCGCAGAUGGCAUUCAGAAGUUCGUGAUUGGGAAUAUGAAUCGUUUUGUGGAUGUUUAUACCGAUAAGGGGGAACAGAUAGCGCAGUUGGGAGGAGAGGGCAUCACGGCUGUGCCGGCCGUGGCAAUGUUACAUGCCGAGAAAGAGUGGGUUGCGGCCGGGACGGCGAGUGGGAAGUUGUGCUUGUGGAUGUAA